AUGAACCGAACUCAGUUACCCAUCCUUAAUCAGUUGCAGCAAAACGGUUUCAUCAAUGAUGUAAUCACCUUUGAUCAUGAGCGAUAUCCAAGAUUUUGGGAUGUAGCCAUCAACUCCGGUCAAUACGGUUGGAAAACAGGCAUCAUCAACGAUGCUCGUAUCAAAUACGGUGGGGUGCUCAUUUGGCUUGAUGCUGGUAACCAAGUAACAGAAGACUUCAUCUUAAAUAUUCAUCAUACCGUCAAAAGUGAACCUUUUCACGGCUUUUGGUCCCCCAAGAGUGCCUAUGGUAUGGGCAAAUGGACCCACCCGGGCAUGUUUAAAUACUUUGGGGCCGAUCCUAAAGAAUACAGAUACAAACCCAAUUGUAACGGUGCCGCACUUGGCUUUGAUACAACAAACAAUACCAUUGUCGACUCGCUUAUCUUGCCUUGGUUCGAAUGUGCCUUAACUAAAAACUGUAUUGCACCUCCAGGUUCCAGUAGAGAAAAUCAUCGUCAGGAUCAGGCUGCUCUGACCUAUCUUGUCUAUCUCAACGGUCAUGAAUGUAGAAUACCACCCAGAGACUUUUAUAAAUUACAGAUCCAUCGUGACAUUACAUGUAAAGUCAACCUAGUAGAAUUAGAGAUCCUGGGCAACCUGCAUCAUCCUUCAUCCAUUGAUUCACCCAAGUGGGAACGUAAUGACACUGUAGCAUUAUACAAUCAUCCGGAGUGGAAAUACGAAGAGGACAAGGUGCCUGUAAAUAUACGAAGACCUUCCACACCCUUAUUAUUAUAA
This is a messenger RNA of Mucor mucedo, 780 nucleotides long. RefSeq lists its product as uncharacterized. The coding region runs from base 1 to 780 and encodes 259 amino acids. The transcript is spliced from 2 exons. The record is from RefSeq and is a predicted model, not a curated record. NCBI's taxonomy places the organism in Eukaryota, Fungi, Mucoromycota, Mucoromycetes, Mucorales, Mucoraceae.